AUGGUGCGAACACUACGUAUUCCAGGUUCAUUACCGAUGACCGGCGGCUCUGACAGGUUCCGACACAGGAACAACUAUGACCCCUUCUUCGUGACCGUCACAGCAUCAGCUAAAAAGGGCUACGUGCUCUCCUACCUGGAGGUGUCCGCGAUCACGGACGCAGCUGGCGAGGUGAGCUUCGAGCUGGUGCGUGGCCAGACCGGCGCCCGCAGCAUGGUCUUCCAGCUGGUCUCCAAUCGCAGCGACUUCCUCGCGUACUCCUAUUUGGCUUACGGCAUCAGGGAGGAGGAGUACAAAAAGGUGACGUCCGUUUCGUUGGCACGCGGC
This is a messenger RNA of Iphiclides podalirius (scarce swallowtail), 327 nucleotides long. NCBI's taxonomy places the organism in Eukaryota, Metazoa, Arthropoda, Insecta, Lepidoptera, Papilionidae. The record is from the annotation of a GenBank genome assembly.